AUGUAAAAUAGACAGAAUAGAAAUGAUUAUUGGACAACAGCCCGUCCAAUGGCAGAUAUCAAUAUAGAAAAUGAUAAUUAAAAGCCUUAAUUAAAAUUAAUCAAUUUUGUAUAUGCUUUGAUCUUAUCCAUAUUAAAACAAAAAGAAGCCCAAAAUAACAACUAAAUCAAAAGCAAAAAAUGCAAAUGAUGGAUUGUAUCAUGCUAUAAAAUGCCACACAUAUAAAACAUCUGAAAUUUGUAAAAAAGAAAGUUCUUACUACUUUCAAUAAUAUCAGAAAAGGCAAUCGAGGUUUAAGCUUAAGAGGAGAAAUAUUAUUAAUUUAUUGUUUUGAUUAAUAAUCCUCCAAUUUCAA
This is a messenger RNA of Paramecium tetraurelia, 355 nucleotides long. RefSeq lists its product as uncharacterized. Lineage: Eukaryota; Ciliophora; Oligohymenophorea; Peniculida; Parameciidae. The record is from RefSeq and is a predicted model, not a curated record. The transcript has 2 exons.